Dendrobium catenatum is the source of this 865-nucleotide messenger RNA. RefSeq names its product ethylene-responsive transcription factor ERF071. Gene Ontology annotation, molecular function: DNA binding; DNA-binding transcription factor activity. Lineage: Eukaryota; Viridiplantae; Streptophyta; Magnoliopsida; Asparagales; Orchidaceae. The record is from RefSeq and is a predicted model, not a curated record. The transcript is spliced from 2 exons. The coding region runs from base 115 to 657 and encodes 180 amino acids. Gene Ontology annotation, biological process: ethylene-activated signaling pathway; regulation of DNA-templated transcription.
CAAGCUGUGGGCAUUCCACUGCCACUGCUACGUUUUCUGUGUGCGUUCAUACCCCCUCAUCCUCUUCCGCCCUCUUUCUCUCGCUGAGUAUUCCCCGACACGGUAAUCGAAAUAAUGUGCGGCGGUUCCAUCAUCUCCGACUUCAUCCCCUUCACCUCCGGCCAGAAUCUGUCCCGUCGGCAUCCCGAAAAUCCCAAAUCGGCCGAUUCCAAAGACUCUGAUCCUGCCCCCUCUCAAGAGAAGAAGAAGGUCCGGAAGAACAUUUACCGCGGGAUUCGGCGUCGGCCAUGGGGCAAAUGGGCGGCGGAGAUCCGCGACCCGAGAAAGGGCGCUAGGGUUUGGCUCGGGACCUACAGUACACCCGAGGACGCCGCUCGAGCUUACGAUGUCGCCGCCCGCGAGAUCCGCGGCAGGAAAGCCAAGCUCAACUUCCCCGAAGAAGUUCCCGACGUCGCCGGCGUCGAUGGCGGCGACGCCUCAAAGAAGCCGCGAGUCGCGCCGGAGGGCUGGUCCGCUUCGCCGGCUAGUACGGAGGGGCUCAGGGAGCAGAUUUCAAGCUUGGAGACGUUUCUGGGGCUGGAGCCCGAGGUAGUGCUUACUGUGGAGACCGGCGGUUCCGGAGUGGACUGUUUCGGGAUGUGGGAUGACGAUUAUUGACUCAACGGAUGGCUGUGAUUCGAUGGUGGCAGAUUUGUUUUAUGUUGAAGCGUGAAUCUUGAAACAAAUCCAAUGAUCCAAACUCUUUUGUUUAUUUAAUGAUUGAAGAAGGGUAGGAUUUUGUAGUUUUCUAUUUGGAAUUAAAAAUCUCUUAUGUACGCUAUUAGAAAAGUAAUUACUGCUAUGAUGAAUGUAUUUAGUAUUGUCA